AUGGGUCACUGCCACAGAGUCGCGUCGAUAUACGAUAUUUCUGUGACACCCGUGCACCCGUGCUCUUCCCUUCCUCCUCAUCCACGGCUUGCCUCGCUUCUUCGCCUCGAUCAUCGCUCAAUUCCCUGCAAACCACUUCAGCUUUCCACACCUGCUCAAUUCCUCCCGCUUCUCACCUGCCCGCAACUCCAACCCUUAAUCCCUGCCAGGCAUCGUUCACCCCGCACCGGCGUCAUUUUUGUCCCACCUACAGUCAAGCGGCGUCCGUGCCGCCACCUUCGCUCCCUUCCGUACCGAACCCGCGAACCAAAACCUUACCGUCACCACAUCGCAUCUCCACCAUGCCCGACACCGCUUCCCCUAAGCCGUUCUACGGCUUGUAUUUAG
Messenger RNA from Chondrus crispus (carragheen), 387 nucleotides. RefSeq lists its product as hypothetical. Bases 1 to 387 code for a protein of 128 amino acids. The record is from RefSeq and is a predicted model, not a curated record. Lineage: Eukaryota; Rhodophyta; Florideophyceae; Gigartinales; Gigartinaceae. The transcript has a single exon.